AGUCAGAAAUAAAUGUAGGCGCGUUGUUUACUAAUUCACAUAAAAUAACAUAUUAUCCGUACUUUCUAAAUUAUAAAACUAAUUUAUUAAAUUAUUGCUUAAACUUUAAGAUGUCAUCAUUACAGAAGACUAUAAUGAAGAACAAACUGCCGCCGAAAAUGCCCAGGACAUCCGGUAUAUCGAAAUUGGCGCCCUUUGGUGGGUCUCGUCGCAAAGACUACUCUCCAAUAUCAUGGAAAAACUACUUUGAAAAAUAUCUAGAUGUGGAGAUAGAGGCUGGUGUGUUCCGGGUGUAUUUAUCUCCAGAGCCUGAGCACCCUGAGCAGCCAAGGAUUGUCACUCUGCAUGGCGGAGGAUACUCUGGUCUCAGCUGGGCUUUGUUUACAGAAGAAAUAACACGCCUGAUUCACUGCCAAGUUGUGUCCAUGGAUAUCCGAGGGCAUGGGGAGACCAAGGCUAAGGAUUCUGAUGAUUUGAGCAUUGACACAUUGGUCAACGAUGUGGCUCAAGUAUUGCUUAAGCUGUUCGACACGGAGAUGCCGCCCAUCAUCCUCCUGGGGCACUCCAUGGGCGGGGCGGUGGCAGUUCGCGCGUCGCACCUGCCGUCUCUGGAGCCCUACGUCCAGGGUGUUGCUGUUAUUGAUGUUGUAGAAGGUACAGCGAUGGAGGCUCUGGCUAGUAUGCAAAGUUUCUUACGCAGCCGACCCACGCACUUCAACAGUAUAGAACAUGCUAUAGAGUGGUGCGUGCGGAGUGGCCAAGUGAGGAAUGUGGAGUCGGCUCGCGUAUCCAUGCCUAGUCAAAUUGUCAAUUGCGCGACCGGCGAGCUGGCCACCAACGAGAUAGAGCACUACCAGAGCGCGCCUCCCUCCCCCCUGCUGCCCAACACGCGCGGCGUGCGCGCCGACGUCAUCGCCGAGGAGGGCGAAGGGGGGGACGCGGACGCGGGCGCGGGCCACGGGGAGGGGGACUCCUUCGCGAAGCCUCCGCCAGCGCAGGCGGGCGCCAUGCGGUACGGCUGGCGCGUGCCGCUGGCGCUGUCGGAGCGGCACUGGGCGGGCUGGUUCGGGGGGCUGUCGGCCGCCUUCCUGGCCACGCGCGCGCCGCGCCUGCUGCUGCUGGCCUCGCUGGACGGCCUGGACCGCGCGCUCACCGUGGGGCAGAUGCAAGGCAAGUUCCAGAUGCAAGUGCUGACGCGGUGCGGACACGCAGUGCACGAAGACUCCCCGGCUGAGGUGGCGCGUGUGUUGGCCGCCUUCGCGCUUCGUCACCGGCUCACGGCGCCCACGGCCUGCGGGGAGUCGCUGCAACUGGGGUCCGCACCCGGCUGCUGAGUCGCGGACCUGCCGCCGCGCAUCGCACCAUUUGUCGUUGACCUUAACACCCACAACUGACUAUACACAAGAACACUUCAAAAUUGCACGUUGUUAAAAACGACCCUAACUUUAUUGAACUAGUUUGAGACGUUUAGGGUGCUACAAAUAAAUAUGGCAUAGCGUCGCGAUAAUUAUGCAGUGUUUAGGCACACUUUCUACAUCGGAGGGUCCAGUGAGGUUUUCUACUUCAUCGAUAGCCUACACCAAUCCACUGCUGGACUCGAGACCUCUCCCGACGAGUUUGCCCAUAACCCCCACGCUGGGCAGACGGGUUGAUGAUCGCAGUAGAUAGUUGUAGUAGCACAGCUGCUGGCCGCUGUAUUUCCUCAGUCGCCACGCGGCAGAUUUGCUACCUACGUUUACUUAUACAUUAGCGUGAGGGUUGACUACGAUUUAUAUGGUAUCGAAAAAGCGCCAUCUAGUGACGAUACGGGGAAACGGUAUUGCCACUAGAUGGCGCGUAGUUAACAAUCACGCGAUCAAAUAAGUAAACGUACGUAGAAAAUCUCAUACUAGGCUUCCCGAGCAAGGAAAAUACUGCAUAACUACAAUUGCGGCUAAAAUAAAUGCCAAUUUGCCUUAAGAGUUGCAGUAGCAAAUUAAACUUGGGACUUUAAAUGUUGUGUUUAUAAUAACAUUUUUUUUUCAAUUCUCAUGCAAAAAAAACGUUUAUGCUAGAACGUCAAUGUUAAUUUUUGCUAGAACCUUCCGCAAUAAACGUAAUUCGCUAGCUAAGCUAGCUAAUUGGCAGUUCAAACAUACAGAUCUCUUUAAUUAACUUAAAUAUUUCAGUCAUUUUAUUGAUAAUAUAAAAGAAUAGAUGAGAUUUUACAAUAAGUUUACAUUUACAGUAAGAAUUUAAAUUUAUAGGAAAAAGUUGUCAGAAGUCAUUCGCAAGGUCCUGUAACAAUUUAUGCAAUUGCCUUCAAUCAAUAUUUCAUUUUCAAGUGAAGUUGUAGACGAUGCGAGUCCAUGCGUAAAACCGUAGGUAGGAAGAAAAGAGAAAUCUAUUUAUUUUUAAGUUAUGUAUGAAUUAAAUGAACAAACAUUACUGCUCAUGAAAUAAAUAUAAUAAUGUAAUAAGUAUACCUUUUACUAUACUGCAAUACGAAUGUUAAGAGUAUUUUUUUUUAAAGAAAAGCCCAAAAUCAUUAUGAGUUAGGAAAGUUAAUCAGGUCACGGAAUUCUGUGAGAACCGCAGGAGUCUGUCAACCAUUGGAACCAUUGGAACUAUUGGAACUAUUGGAAAAAUUAACGUUUAUAAACUGUUUGAUGCUAUAGGAAUAUUCAAAAAAGUAUUGCUAUCAUAUUUUCUUACUAAUAUAUUUCUAAGUGCAGUGAGAUUAACUUCCUUUAUUGGUUUUUGGUAGAAAUAAUACAAUAAAUUGAUAGCAAAGAGGAUACAAACAACAUUUUUUUUGCAUCAUAUGGAAAACAAAGAAGUUAUAAAAAUAAAACACUAAAAAAACAUGGCUUAUUAUUUUACUAAGCUUACUAACUUAAUUUUAUUUCAUUUGCAUUUAUUAAAUAUUCCGGAAGGUUUAGUUAAACCAUGUUGUGAUUGGUCGCACGCAAACCGCAGUGGAGCCGCGAACGUUUUGUUUCUUCUUUUGGGUAUAUCUUUGUCUACCAGUUAUAUUAAAUAUAAUAAUAUUAUUAUUAGUAUAUAUAAUAGUAUUAUUAUUAUUGAAUUUAGAAUUCUUUAGAUAUAAUCUUCGAUUUUUUUAAACAAGACCAAGAAAAGUGCUUGUUUGACGCUCGUGUAGAAAACCACAAAUGAUAAGAUGGUGAUAGCUGGGUUUUGGCUAUGACAACCUUCACUAAGUGAUAAAGGGUUAGUUUUUCUAUGUCAGUGAUUUUGAAAUUCUAUCAUCAUACCGGUUGUAUUUUAGCUUGUACUUAAAAUAUAUUUAGUCUUGGCUAUUAAUUUAAUGAGUUUUGGUAUUUAAGUUAAAUUCGGGGGUUAUUUGAUUAUGGCUGCUUCCAACGGUUUGUGCGAUGACCGAGUGGCGCUAUAUAGCGAAGCUCUCUUGCGCCACCACCAACGUACACUCAAGCUUGUUGGACAGCCAACAUACGGCCGAAUACUGCUUGUUCCGUCCAGGAACAAGAGUCCCUAAUUUUUUGAUAUAUAUAUUUUUUCUCUCUUAUUUUCGGCUAACACAAUUUGAAGGAUUGUUCUUGUUUUAUAUUUUUUUGUUCAUUGGGUUUGUUUCGUUUUGAGUGUCUUCUAUCUAAAAACCGAUCCAGUUCAUUGGUUACUUACUGCACCGCCGCGCCUCCAGCGGUAGAAAGCACUCACUAAUCGGAUCAAUCACUGGAUGUGGUCGAUAUUCACUCGCCCCCGUGAAAACAUAUCUUUUUUGGUCAUAUCCCUCGCGCCUCCAUAGACUUCAUAGACUUAUGAUGAGAAGCGAUCGAGGUUCAAAUAGGCAUCCACGCGGGCUUUGGUGCUCAAGCAACAUUCCUUAUUGAACACUCCUCAAUUAUAGGUCAAGCUCGUCUCAAAUAUAAGGCGCAUCUUGUUUCACGUUUGUUGACUUAACAGUAUUCGGCUGUUGGAGAAGAAAUCGAACCUACGACCCACGAUGCUAAGCUACGUUCCGAACGUCAUUUAUUAAUUGUGAUUAUCGAAGAACGAGUAGUAGUUUGUAAUACAUGGUCUAUUUAUGAAGUAUUAAAGAUGUUCUCAAAGUGUAAUUUAUGUUUAUAAAAAUUAAUAAAUAUUGUCAA
This is a messenger RNA of Pararge aegeria (speckled wood butterfly), 4109 nucleotides long. Its product is annotated as protein phosphatase methylesterase 1. The record is from RefSeq and is a predicted model, not a curated record. Gene Ontology annotation, biological process: protein demethylation. Gene Ontology annotation, molecular function: protein methylesterase activity. The transcript is spliced from 10 exons. NCBI's taxonomy places the organism in Eukaryota, Metazoa, Arthropoda, Insecta, Lepidoptera, Nymphalidae. The coding region runs from base 111 to 1334 and encodes 407 amino acids.